UUAGAAUAAGUUAUUAUUUGAAUCCGAAUCCGUUAUUUAUAUAACACAAUUAUAACACAAAUGCAAUUCAAAGUGCUUUACAAAAGCAUAACUAUACAGAACAAAUACAACUGAAAAUACGACAGGUCAGCAAAAGCAGCCGACAGAGGAUGCUAGUGGAUGCUUUUCUUCCCAACACGUGACGAGGGAGUCGGCAGGGACUCCCAGUGUGGAUAGCAGCACUGCUUGACUACACACCAGUUAACCACAACCUACUUGACCACUGAAGGUUUCAAUGUUGUUGGCUUGAUGGAAUCCAAGCGGGUGGCAGAGUGAUGGUCUAAGGACUCGCAGUCCCGGAGGUGCUUGCGCGUGGAAUGUUGCGCUGGUCGGUGCACCUAGAAGGAGGGCCGCGGAGAGUCAACCAUGCUGCUGUGGCGGUGGGGCACAAGGUGUACUCCUUUGGAGGCUACUGCUCCGGGGAGGACUACGAGACACUCCGUCAGAUUGAUGUGCAUGUCUUCAACACAGUGUCUUUGCGCUGGAUGAAGUUGCCUCCACUGAGGACAGGAGGACAUGAACGUGUCCGUGAAGUGCCAUAUAUGCGUUAUGGCCACACAGCUGUGCUAUUGGAUGAUAUUAUCUACCUCUGGGGUGGGCGUAAUGACACAGAGGGGGCCUGCAAUGUGCUUUAUGCCUUUGAUGUCAACACCCACAGAUGGUUCACACCCAAGAUUUCGGGUACUGUUCCGGGGGCAAGGGAUGGCCACUCGUCCUGUGUCUUGGGGAAGGCAAUGUAUAUAUUUGGAGGAUAUGAGCAGCUGGCGGACUGCUUCUCCAAUGACAUCCACAAGCUGGACACCACGACCAUGGUUUGGUCAUUAAUUAAUGCCAGGGGCACCCCGGCACGCUGGAGGGACUUCCACUCAGCCACCAUCAUCGGGACAAAGAUGUUUGUGUUUGGAGGGCGAGCCGACCGCUUUGGUCCUUUCCAUUCCAACAACGAGAUCUACUGCAACAAGAUCAAAGUGUUUGACGCAGAGACCAACUGCUGGCUGAGCACCCCUUCAACACAGCCAUUGCCAGAGGGACGCAGGAGUCACUCAGCCUUUUCCUACAAUGGGGAGCUGUAUAUAUUUGGCGGAUACAAUGCACGUAUGGACCGGCACUUCAACGACCUCUGGAAAUUCAAUCCAGAAGCCUUUUCCUGGAAGAAGGUUGAACCGAAAGGGAAAGGCCCAUGUCCACGGAGACGACAGUGCUGUUGUAUAGUUGGAGAACGAAUUGUCCUCUUUGGAGGAACCAGCCCCUGUCCAGAGCAAGGAAUGGGUGAUGAAUUUAACCUCAUGGAUCAUUCAGACCUGUAUAUCUUAGACUUCAGCCCUAAUUUGAAGACGUUAUGCAAAAUAGCUGUUAUUCAGUACAGUCUGGAGCAGUCAGGACUCCCACAUGAUAUCAGGUGGGAACUGGCAGCCAUGACCACCAACAGCAACAUCAGCAGGCCCAUCUUCUCCUCCCAUGGCUGACACGGCACAAUGGGAAGCAGAACUAGGACUGAGGACACUGAGCUUUUAUCUUUCUAAUCAACUGAGCUCUAAAAGACUGUUUUUUGUGAAGUUUGGAUCCGUAUGGGAUACAUUUUACGCAUUCUUCAAGUGAAAACUCAUUACUGACCAAAACAAUCUCCGUAUGACUUCCUUGGACACCACGAAGCCCUCUCAUGUAUAAGGAUAUUUUAAACCGUGAGACACUGGUUACAUGUGACAGAAAAAAUGGACUCCUGUUCACAUUUUUGUCUUCUUUCUAGCCUCUCUAGAAAUCCAAUCAGCCUAUGAUAAUCAUAGACUUCUAAUUUUAA
Etheostoma spectabile (orangethroat darter) is the source of this 1837-nucleotide messenger RNA. It is a transcript of the gene klhdc3, whose product is annotated as kelch domain containing 3. The transcript is spliced from 11 exons. The record is from RefSeq and is a predicted model, not a curated record. Bases 357 to 1505 code for a protein of 382 amino acids. NCBI's taxonomy places the organism in Eukaryota, Metazoa, Chordata, Actinopteri, Perciformes, Percidae. Gene Ontology annotation, cellular component: cytoplasm. Gene Ontology annotation, molecular function: protein binding; chromatin binding.